Lathyrus sativus (Indian pea) is the source of this 708-nucleotide messenger RNA. The record is from the annotation of a GenBank genome assembly. NCBI's taxonomy places the organism in Eukaryota, Viridiplantae, Streptophyta, Magnoliopsida, Fabales, Fabaceae.
AUGCAAGACCCUUCCAGAACCGCCACCGGCUACCCAGCCCCACCGUACAACCACCCUAACGCCGCCCAAUACCCCUACGCAGCACCACCUCCUCAAUACUACCACCCACCACCACCACCACAUCGUCCCUACGCCUCGCGCUCCUUCUUCCGCGCCUUCUUCGCCACCAUGAUCUGCCUCGCCGUCAUCUUCGGCGUAAUCCUCGUCAUCACUUGGCUCGUCCUUCGUCCUUCUCUCCCUCACUUCACUUUAACAACUCUCUCCCUCUCUAACUUCUCCGCUUCGAACCAAUCCCUAUCCGGCACGUGGCGCCUGGCGUUUAACGUCCGUAACGGAAACAGAAAAAUGUCCGUUACUUAUAACGCUCUCCGUUCAUCCAUCUUUUACCAUUCGAACUACAUCGCUGAAUCGGAGCUUGCGCCGUUUAAACAAGAUACGAAAUCUGAAACUACGCUUAACGUUACUUUCGCCGCUGCUAAUGCUUACUUUGAAUCCCGCGCUGUUAGAGAUCUUAACGGUGAUAGGACUCGCGGUUCGGUUCCGUUCGAUGUGCAGAUUUUGGCUUCCACUUCGUUUCGUUCUGGUUCGUGGAGGUUUAGGACCAGAAUUCUGAAGAUUAUCUGCCGGAAAGUUAUGGUUGGGAUUUCGUCGAAUUCAACUUCCGGUGAAUUGAUUGGUUCACCCGGUGAAUGUCAGGUGUGGACUUGA